Tachyglossus aculeatus (Australian echidna) is the source of this 1106-nucleotide messenger RNA. RefSeq names its product YOD1 deubiquitinase (gene YOD1). Gene Ontology annotation, cellular component: nucleus; cytosol. Lineage: Eukaryota; Metazoa; Chordata; Mammalia; Monotremata; Tachyglossidae. The record is from RefSeq and is a predicted model, not a curated record. Gene Ontology annotation, molecular function: cysteine-type deubiquitinase activity. Gene Ontology annotation, biological process: endoplasmic reticulum unfolded protein response; protein deubiquitination.
AUGUGGCGGCUCCGGUGCCAGGCGGAGAACGGGACGCACGUGCUGCAGGGCCUGUGGAGCGGGUCCCGGGUGUGGGAGCUGGAGCGGCAGAUCGCCGCCGUCACCGGCAUCGCCCCCGGCGGGCAGCGCAUCCUGGUGGGCUUCCCGCCCGCCUGCCUCCGCCUCGGAGACGCGCACGCCGCCCUCGGGGACCUGCCCCUCAAGUCCGGAGAUACCCUGAUCGUAGAAGAGGACAGAGACGUGGCCAAGACUCCAUCUCCUGCAGUCAUGAAACACGGGGCUCCCAGUUCUGUCAGGGACGCUCUGCCCGUACUCGCCAGGAAAGUGGUCCCGGCCGACAAUUCCUGUCUCUUCACCAGCGUGUUCUAUGUGGUGGAAGGGGGAGUCCUGGACCCGGCCUGUGCCCCUGAGAUGCGCAGCCUGAUCGCGCAGAUAGUGGCCAGUGAUCCCGAGUUCUACUGCGAGGCGGUCCUGGGGAAAACAAAUCGAGAGUACUGCGACUGGAUCCGGAGGGACGAUACUUGGGGGCGGUGCCAUCGAGGUAUCCUCUUAUCGAAGUUCUAUCAGUGCGAAUUCUGCGUCGUGGACACCCAGACGGUCAGAAUCGACCGCUUCGGGGAAGACGCCGGCUACACCAAGAGGGUCCUGCUGAUUUACGACGGCAUCCACUACGAUCCGCUCCAGCGUGUCUUCUGCGACCCCGGACACCCCCCUCUGACCAUCUUCUCCUCGAACGACGACGUCGUUCUCGCGCAGGCGUUGGAGUUGGCCGACGAGGCCAGGAGGAAGAGGCUGGUUCCGACGUGAAACCGCUUCACCCUGAGGUGCAUGGUGUGCCAGAAGGGGUUGACCGGCCAGGCGGAAGCAAGGGAGCAUGCCAAGGAGACCGGCCAUACCAACUUCGGCGAGGUGUGACCUGAGCGUGACGCCGAGGGAUUUGAGUCUACUACCUCACCGAUCCAGAAGGCUCUGGGUUUUCCAAUAAGCUAUACGUCAAACCCGAAAGACAAACCGACCAGAAUGCUUGAAACACCCUUUUAACUUAAGAUCGCCAAGACACUUGAAGUUCCAGUUAACGCUCCAAUUAAAACCAGUGUACGAGUUUA